Myripristis murdjan (pinecone soldierfish) is the source of this 4143-nucleotide messenger RNA. RefSeq names its product growth arrest-specific 6 (gene gas6). The record is from RefSeq and is a predicted model, not a curated record. The coding region runs from base 442 to 2391 and encodes 649 amino acids. Gene Ontology annotation, molecular function: calcium ion binding. Gene Ontology annotation, cellular component: extracellular region. Lineage: Eukaryota; Metazoa; Chordata; Actinopteri; Holocentriformes; Holocentridae. The transcript is spliced from 15 exons.
AGAGAGAGAGAGAGGCAAAAGCUGCAUCGUUGCAAACUCCUUGCCUGCACUUUUCUCAGCAACUCCCCCCUCCUAAGACAGCAGAAACGUGUGUAGUGUUCUCCGUAGUCUGGAGUCGGUCUGACUAGAAGCGCAGGAGAGGCGAGAGAAAGAAGAGGGUCCAAAAUAAAUACGGGAUGGGGGCGAGCUGAGCCGCGCGGAAAGGGGACGGUCGUGGACACAACACACUUGCCUAACUCGCUCGCGACAUUUGUAGCUUUUUUAAAUCAAAAGCCAACGGUCGCGUUUCCCCCUCCGGUAACGUUAAAGGUAAAUGCCUGCAGUGUUUCGCACUAGCUUCGGCUCGGUCUUGGUGCAACAACACUGAAGGGACAGAGAGAGGGACUGCAAGACGGGACGGGAGAAAGUUUCUUACGCCUGGCGCAGACACAGCGGCAAACAAUGCGGCUGACCCCGACAAAGUCCAUUUUAUCGGGAGCCUUGCUAAUCCUGCUAUUUGUCUGCUGGUCCGACAGCAUUUCAUUGUCUCCGGAAGAGGCAAACCAGUUUCUGAGCAGACGCAGGAGAGCGAAUCAAGUUUUCGAGGAGACGAAGCAAGGGCACUUGGAGAGGGAAUGUGUGGAGGAAAGGUGCACCAAAGAGGAGGCGAGAGAAGUCUUUGAAAACGACCCGGAAACGGACUACUUCUAUCCCAAGUAUUUAGCCUGUGUGGAGAAGUUUGGAGAUUCUGAGAAGAAGAGGCAGGAUCUGGUCACAUGUGUCCACAAUAUUCCAGACCAGUGCUCUCCUUCUCCUUGCAAUCCCAGAGGCAUGGUGCGCUGUGAAGACAAAAAGGGCGACUUCCUCUGUCACUGUUUCACAGGAUGGACAGGAGCCAGGUGUGAGAAAGAUGUCAACGAGUGUAGCAAGAGAAAUGGAGGGUGUGACCAUGAGUGCAACAACACUAUGGGCAGUUACCGCUGUUCAUGUCACCAAGGCUAUACAUUGGUAGCGCGCCACAUAUGUGAGGAUGUGGAUGAGUGUAAGGAUCCAGGUGUGUGUGGAACUGCACGGUGUGUGAACAACCAGGGCAGCUAUGAUUGUCUGUGUGAGACGGGCUAUAUGUACGACAAUGAAACCAAAAGCUGCAUAGAUGUGGAUGAGUGUGAGGAGGGUGUAUGUGCAGAGGAGUGUAUGAACACACCAGGGAGUUUUCGUUGCUUCUGUGAUGGUCGUCAGGGCAUGAAGCUUGGCCAAGACCACAGGAGCUGUAAGCCUAUCACUCCCUGUAUGUCGCUGUCCCUGAAGAGAAACUCACGUUCACUUUACUUGGGCCGUAUGUUCAGUGGUGUACCAGUGGUGAGGCUGCGUUUCCGCAGGAGGAUUCAAACUGGGUUUUCAGCAGAGUUUGAUUUCCGCACCUAUGACCCUGAGGGAGUCAUCUUCUUUGCUGGAGGUCACCUAAACAGCUCAUGGAUUGUGCUGGCAAUGCAUCAUGGGAAGCUGGAGCUGCAGUUGAAGUACGGCACAGUCAGCAGGGUCACCAGCAGUGGGCCCAUUGUCAAUGACGGCCAGUGGAGAAAGAUCUCGGUGGAGGAGCAGGGGCGGAGUCUAGUGAUUAAGAUUGACAGGGAGGCAGUAAUGAAAAUUGCAGUCAAUGGAGAUCUGUUCACACUAAAGAAGGGCAUGCAUGAACUCAACCUAACGGUGGGAGGAGUUCCUUUCAAAGAGGAUGGCCUUGUCAAUCAGGUGAACCCCCGUCUGGAUGGCUGUAUGAAGGAGUGGCGCUGGUUGACAGGUGAAGAUACCUCCAUACAGGAAACCAUCCGUUCCAAUGACAACAUGCAGUGUUUCAGUGUUGAGGACCCUGGAGCGUACUACCCUGGCAUGGGCUUUGCUCUCUUCAAUAUCAGCUAUGAUUCCCAGAACCUGAGUGUUCAGUUGACCUUGCGCCCAACCUCUGCUAUCGGAGUACUGUUUGCUCUUGUUUACCAGGACAGCGUUCCCCUCUCCAUUGCUUUGGCUGACUAUCAUCCUGGUACUGAUGAGUGGCGAGAUUUUGUUCUGGUUUUGGCGGGUGAUGUCGUCAUUGCCAGCUCUCCUGCUCCCCUGUGUGAUGGGGAGAGUCAUGUGAUCCAAGUGGUCAUUGCGGGCAACCAGACACUCUUGCUGGUAGAUGGCCAAUCUGGACGUAGUGAGGACAUCCAAGAUCCUGUUGACCUCCAGUCUCAAUCCAGCACCUUCAUAGGAGGCCUCCCUGAUGUCCCACUGGUGUCCACCCUAGUGUCGGCACCCUACAGUGGCUGCAUGGAGGUCAGUGUUAACGGACUGUCACUGGACUUGGACCAGGCCAUCCACAAGCACAACGACAUCCGCUCACACUCCUGCCCCCUACUGGACUCUAACCAGUGACCAUUGCCAGUCAAAAGGAUGCAUAAGCAGUUCAUUGAGGCAAUGGAGAUGACUUUGGAAAUGUUGCAUAUAGUAAGUCUUGACAAAUGGGGAAUUGUAAUGAAUUUGACUGGGAAAAAAGGCAAGACUAGGAUUCCUGGCUCACCUAGACCCUUGGCCCAGGGUCACCUUGUCCUUUUAACACGAUGUUGCUGCCGCUUAGACGCGUUUGCAGGGUAAUUUCUGUAUUGUAACUCUUGACAGUUUGUUUGUUAGUUUGUUAGUUAGCUAGCCAGUGAACAACAUCCCCUGUAUUGGACCGGAUCCCCAAAGGUCCAGUAAGAAGGUAUGGGAAUAAAUGCUGCACAGCAUUGCUUCAAUAACUGCCCAUGUAUCAUAGCCUUCUGAGCCCACAAGAACACACAGGGCCUUAUCCAGAUCAACUUCAAAUUGGUCUUGGAUCAGCUGACUAAGCCUGGCAUCCUGUGUACAAGUGCAGAUCUGACUGGACCUGUAGGCAGUGUGACACCCGCUGCAACAUCUUGGUAGAUAGUACUGUGGUCAUAUUGCUUACAUCCAGUUUACCUAUGGCCCACAUUCCCAAAGCGUCAAAUAGAAGUGUUAAUCUAGACUUAGUUUUUGUUCUCAUUUAAUAAGACAGGAAAGAAAGGGGACAAGAUCUGUAGUCCUAGAUCAGCUCCCUUACUCAAAGAAUGUGAGAACAAGUGCCCAGGUUUUCAUGUUAGCUGCAUUAUGACUUAGGGGUUGGUUGGGGACUAAACCAGACUUACCUUCCCCCCAAUAAGCUGAAUUCCCCCUUUACCAAAGCAGGGAGAUGUAGUAACGAAGGCAGCAUUCAGUAUUAGGCACAAAGCUGUGUUCUGUAGGAAACCUUGCACAUUGUUGCAGGUAGAAACGGACUGUGAUGUAAAGCCAUUUCCUUGUUUUUCUUCUGUACCAAUGCACUCCGCGUCUACCUGCAGCCUUAAAAAUCAACCAUGUGCCUACCAAGAACAACCAACCAAACCUUCUCUACAGCUUCCCUUCACCCACAUUGUGCUCAUUGAGGUGAAACAUUUUACAAUGCUGCAGGUGGUAUUGUAACACAGAAGUAGAACCAGUUCUACUCUUUACGAUACAUUGUGCUCAUUGCAGUUCGAUACUAUGCAUUUCCAUCUGAGCAUUUUGAAGUGUUGCAUCUUUUUGAACAGCAUUGCAGUUACUGACUCGAUCACACCCCCUAUCCCCUUUGAGCAAAUGAAAUAAUCUUAACUCACUGACACUCAGCACCAAGGCCUAUCCUUUCCCUCUGAAUCACUAACUCACAGUUCAAUACCUGGAUGAUACCUGCCGUUUACCAAUCAAAUGUAGAUACAUUAGUCACAGAAGCACAGGGAGAUAGGAUGGGGCCCUCUCCAGCCAUGGAGAGAGAGAGAGCACUGCAUCAAUCGCACCAUACAAGCUACUGAGAGUAAAAAGAGUGCGCUGUAAUAUACUGAAUAUGUAAAUAAUGUGACUGUACAAUGCUUUUUAGAGGACAGAAAACAAAACACUACCUUUAUAGUCAUUGAGGUUACCCACACCGUUUCAGUUGAUCCAAGGUCUCGGUUUCCCAAACACCCAAACACAGACAACAAUAUAGAUCCAGGAUAAUGGAGAGUUCCCCUGCCUCCUAAAACACUUAAGCUUCAAGUCCAAGGGGCAAAUCUAUGACUCUUCUCUUGAAAAGGGUUUUGGGGGACUGUGUUAGAGCUAUCCAGGAAUCAAAGUAAU